UUUCCCAACUAGUAGAUGCUAGAACAAAAGAAGAAUUAUUGUGAAUGUCCACUUGGCAUAAAUGAUACCCUCAAGAACCUUAUCCGUAAUCACAUAUAUGUAACAUCAACUUUUUUCCACAUCCAAAUCUUGUCAUAAAACUCUACCAAUUUCCCUUUCAUAUGUCACAAAAUAAAUCCAAAAACACAUUCCCAGAUCACCAUUGCAGCAGAAAAUAACAGACUAGUUUGAUUUCAAGCAAAACAAGAAAAAAGAAAAACAAAAGAGUGAUCAAUGGCUUGCUCCACUCAAUGUUUCUUGCACUAUCAUCUACUGUCUAAAACUCCCUUAGUAACAUUGAAGGGUGUUUCAGACCUCAAGCCUAACAAAUUGGUCUAUCUUGCCCAAAGAGAUCAACAAGAUAAUGGCAAUAAUGUUUUUGUCUCUCGUAGAUUGGCUCUCACUAUCCUCUUUGGUGCUGCUGCUAUUGGUUCCAAAGUUUCCCCUGCUGAUGCUGCUUAUGGGGAAUCUGCAAAUAUUUUUGGGAAGCCAAAGACAAACACCGAUUUCUUGCCAUACAACGGAGAUGGAUUCAAGCUGCAAAUCCCAUCCAAAUGGAAUCCCAGCAAGGAAGUAGAGUACCCUGGCCAAGUUCUCAGAUAUGAAGACAACUUUGAUUCUACCACCAAUGUUAUUGUCACAAUCACUCCAACAGACAAGAAGUCCAUCACUGACUAUGGCUCCCCAGAACAGUUCCUCUCUCAAGUGGACUUUCUACUGGGGAAACAAGUGUACUUUGGCAAAACUGAUGCGGAGGGUGGAUUUGAAUCAGAUGCAGUAGCCACUGCAAACUUAUUGGAGACAUCUAGUGCAACAGUGGGAGGGAAACAAUAUUACUACUUGUCUGUAUUGACAAGAACUGCUGAUGGAGAUGAAGGUGGGAAGCAUCAGUUAAUCACAGCCACAGUAAAUGAUGGCAAACUUUACAUUUGCAAAGCACAAGCUGGUGACAAGAGAUGGUUCAAAGGAGCUAGAAAGUUUGUGGAAAAUGCUGCAAGUUCCUUCAAUCUUGCUUAAAAAUGCAGAGUAUGGUGUAGAAUUGAGUUCUGUCACGACCCGAACCGGGGUACUGGCCGUGACGGGCAUCCCGAACCAUGAAGGCCCGGGAGACCCCUUAGCAUGUAAUCAUAAGCAUAACUCAUAUGAAAUAAAAGUGUGGAAGAUAAACUGAAAAAAUGAUAAUCCCAUAAUCAAACUAAGUAUUUCAUGAAAACAA
Capsicum annuum is the source of this 1255-nucleotide messenger RNA. RefSeq names its product oxygen-evolving enhancer protein 2, chloroplastic. The transcript has 4 exons. Gene Ontology annotation, cellular component: photosystem II; photosystem II oxygen evolving complex; extrinsic component of membrane. The coding region runs from base 274 to 1056 and encodes 260 amino acids. Lineage: Eukaryota; Viridiplantae; Streptophyta; Magnoliopsida; Solanales; Solanaceae. Gene Ontology annotation, biological process: photosynthesis. Gene Ontology annotation, molecular function: calcium ion binding. The record is from RefSeq and is a predicted model, not a curated record.